This is a messenger RNA of Pieris macdunnoughi, 741 nucleotides long. The record is from the annotation of a GenBank genome assembly. NCBI's taxonomy places the organism in Eukaryota, Metazoa, Arthropoda, Insecta, Lepidoptera, Pieridae.
AUGGAAAAUGACCCUAACAAAAAAGAAUCGAAGGGUAAGAGACUUCUGAAGAAAGCGUUGAGACGAUCAAGCAAAACCAGCAAUAACAGUCAAAGCUCCACCGCGGACAGCAUCUCCGUGACGAGAUCGAAGAGUGAAAAUAAACGGCUCUCAGUCGAAAUCAAUGAUAGUGCUCCGCUGCCCACGCCGGACGGCACUAAACAAUCAGCUGAAAAUACCACGAGUUCAAAGUUUAAACCAGAAAAUAGAACGAGACCGUCGACCAGGCUGUCUCUAAGCCGCAACACUCCAAUCCGAGAGACAAAAUUGGAGAAAGUGGUCGAAAUACAAGAGGAACGGAACAUUUCAUAUCCGCCAGAUGAAACGGGCACUUCGAACGAUGCAAAGUUGAAAACAUCCCCUCGACUUAAAGAUGAGGGUCCGUUGGAAUUAGGUGGUGAUAAAAAGAACCUUAAGAGGAAAUUGGAAGACGAGAGCGGCGCGGGCACGAGUGCGGGCGCGUCGGACACUGACGCGGACGACAAGGACCCCAGCAAGGACAAGAAAAAGAAGAAUCGGUGCGCUGUCUGCCGCAAGAAGGUUGGACUUACAGGUUUCGAAUGCCGAUGUGGCGGCCUAUUCUGUGCGGUACACCGAUACAGCGACAAGCACGAUUGUUCCUUCGACUACCGGGAGCUCGGAGCGCAAGAGAUCCGGCGCAAUAACCCCGUGGUCGUCUCCCAGAAGAUCCACAAAAUAUGA